This is a messenger RNA of Echinostoma caproni, 462 nucleotides long. Lineage: Eukaryota; Metazoa; Platyhelminthes; Trematoda; Plagiorchiida; Echinostomatidae. The record is from the annotation of a GenBank genome assembly.
AUGGAUCUGGCCAAAAUUGUCUACUCGUUCAUUGUCGUACGUGAUCCUGAUCUGCCCGGUUGUAUGGUUAGAAAUACCACUAUUCCGGAAGAAUUGGGUCGAAUCUCUUAUCUGAUGUCCGACAAGACAGGCACCUUGACACAAAACGAGAUGGUUUUCAAAAAAUUGCAUCUGGGCACGGUCGCGUUUGCACCGGACUCAAUGGAAGAGGUUGUUCAAGGUUUAAGACAGUAUUACGAAUCUACUACAGCUGGUCGUUCGGGGACAGAGACCGGAGGACGUCAAAUACGUCGGACCGGUAAUGAACGUAUGGCCGAGGCGGUAAUGGCGGUAGCCGUGUGCCACAAUGUUACCCCAAUGAGUGAAGACAAUUCAGGUGUGGGUGAGGCACCAAGUGAUGUGAAAAGUCCCUUGGACAUGGUAAGUUUCAAUCAUGUCAUCUGUUUUCUUCUUGGACUUUAA